AUGUCAAGGUUUCAACCAAGUCGUGCUUCCCCUCCAGCUAAACCAAAAAAUCUCCCGGGUCCUUCACAUCGAGCUCCUCCCUCUAUAUCCGAUUUUUCACGGUCCUCCGCUAUUUCAGUUCCAGAACUACAAGACCUUUCUCCACAAGAUAUCGAAUUUUUCAAUGCUGUGAUAGCUAGGGCGGCGCCAUCUGCAACCACUUUUCUGACGGUGUUUAAGGCAUAUAACGAUGUCCUACACGAACGUGGCCUCGACCCUCAGACGGAGGUUGUGUACUACAAGAAAUUACUGAAGCUUAGUUCUGUUAGAGCUGCCAACUGGGGGGAGAGGUGGAGGUUAAUCAAAUCACAGUAUGGCUACGACAGUAGCUUCAAUCGUUCUUCCACUCCUGCCAAAGACCGGGGCAAACCUCACACUUCAGGUACUCCGAACCUAACGGCUCCUGUACACGACGACGAUAUAUUCUCCCUUCAUUCUCACCAACAUGAAGCGGCCAGCACUGAAUCAGAACAGGCUGAAUCAGAACAGGGUACCGAAACAGAGCUUGACGAACCUCAGCGUCAUAGUCGCGCUCCCUCACGAUUGCAUUCUCGAGUUCUACCAAAUGUAAUCCCAUCCAGGACGACUACGUCAAAUGGCCUGGUAUCCAAUGUCAAUCUAAACCUUCGUAAUCCUAUACUAUCCAAUGUUCGCUCAAAAGAAGCUGUGACCCCCAUUACUCGACCUUGGGACGAGACUUCAGACAUGACAGAAGAUAUCGUACCUUCAAUAUCAACGACACCGCCUUCGUAUGGAGCGGCUACGAGAGAUUUAAUCGGUCAACGAGAGCGCAGAGGAAGUGCCAUCAAUGAAGACGAUGCGUGGAAUAAGGUCAAGAUGAUUCGGGACGAGCAAGAUGCUGACAGAUUUCGGGAGGAAAAACUACUUGAACGUUGCUGGGAUGUCUGGAGGCAAGGCUAUGAGUGGAUUAACACUACGCAGCAGCAAAUAUCUGAGGCAAGGGACAAUCUCGUCCUUCGUCUAUGUCUUCAUCGCUGGCGUAAUUCUACUGCAUCUCGUGUUGAACUCCUUGGUCGUGUGACUGUUAUCGCAAAUAACAGAUGCCUCCGAGUCUCAGUUAACCAAUGGAAAGCAAAGCUAAAGGAAAGAAGACAGGCGAUGUGGCGGAAUGAGAUGCGUUCUAAGAUGAAGACCGUGCGGGAGAGUCGGGAAACAUUACUGAAGAAAGAUGCAUGGGCGAAAUGGCGGCAGUCUUACCGAUCCCAUUUAUCCGAGCAGCACUACAAUGAGCGCUUAGUCCUACGGUUAUUCGAGAGAUGGAGUCUAAAGCUGAUGGAAAAGGAUCAUUUGGAGGCUGCGAGUGAGCAAUUCACUAAGAUCUCUGAUGGUAGAAUGGUGGGAAGGUGUUUCGAGUUUUGGAAACGCCAGUUGCAGAUGAAGAACAACGAGAGGAUGGUUGUAAGAAGAGUAGGGCUGCGAGUUAUGGGUGAAGCAAUGGAUGUAUGGAAAAAACAUUCACAUGAGCGGCACUCAGCCCAUAUAUUCCACGAUACCAUCAUAGUGAAGAAAGCUAUCAGAUCUUGGAAAGCUGCUCGUGACCGGAUACAUAGUCUGGAGAAACGCGCCGCAAAGCAUCUUGCUCGACAAGAUGAUGUUCUGGUUCGUGCUGUUACCCGGGUGUGGAAAGCUCACGAACGUGGUAGGCUCUUGGAGAGAGUAAGAGCUGUACGGUUAGUAAAAGAUGUGUGGAUUGUUUGGAAGCGAAAGAUGCAGGAGCAGGAGCAGCGCCAAGAUUUUGCUCUCGCCUUUUCGAUGCGAUCUAAUUCAUAUGCGAUGUCCUCCUCAUUGCAAACAUGGCGUCGAGUCUACACUACUCAUCAAAAUGCCUCGACGUUCGCUACACAAUAUAAUUCGACCCAGCUUUGCUUUAGAAUACUCUUGAAGUGGCGACUUCAGUUCAGAUCGCAAUUGGCACUUGUAAAGCAAGCUAAAGUCGCAGAAAAGUUCUUCCUCAGAAGACGAAUCUUGGGAAAAUGGAAAGAACAGCUAAGCGACAAAAGAAGAGAAAGAAGCUUGACAAUACUGUCCACCCAAAAACUUGCAAAGUGUUUCAGCUCGUGGAAGCAGAAAACCCAGAAGCGACGUUUAAUCCGUUUGGCAGAGCAACAAAUUCACGCUCUUGUCUCUACUCGGAUUACGAGGACUGUAUUGAGUCUAUGGACGAACCGAGUAAUUGAAAUCAAACUGCGCGAGCUAGAAGUCAGCCAACGGAUUUCAAAUGUUUUGGUGAUGUCUGCUUUCAAGAAAUGGAAGACAGUCUGCCUACGCCAUGUGGAAGAACUUAGCCUGAUGGAAAGCUAUCAGGAUGUUAAACGCGAAGAAAAUAUCCGCCGGAUGUUUAAUCGGUGGCUCAAUGCCUCCCGUUCAUCUCGCUACAGGCGACAGACCUUGCAGCAGAAGGAGGACGAUAUGAAGCGCGCAGCGAUAGCAGUAUCAUGGGAUAAAUGGAGAGGUCGCUUUAAAGACGAGAGGCUACGCCCAAUUGAACACAACGUCAUUGUGCAAAGUCGACGUAAUUUACUGUUUCGUGCGUUCGGGAUCUGGCAUUCUAGAACGAAGUCUCUACCAGCAAUCCGAUUCCACGCAUCAUAUACGAAAGCCAAGUGCUGGAACGUAUGGCGCGCUUCUAUGCCACAGGCCCUACAAGCUAAGAAGGCGCGCGAGAUGGACAAGAAACAGGUCCUGUCAAAAACUUUGGAAAAAUGGGUACAAACUCACAGAACAAAAAUCGCGCUCAAAGCAGUCGCACGUGCUCGUUAUCUUCGUUUACCUACUGCAGCCCCUCGACAAGGCCCAGACCAGGAAUCGCCAGCCUCCUAUCUACGAAGCUUCCUGCGGCAGGAAAUCCCCCUCCCUAUCCACAGUCUUCAAAUCGGGGUGUACGCGAGUCUAGUCCAACGCGAUCCAUUUUAUCUCUAGGAGCCAUUCAGAGAUCACCUCGACCGAGGUUUACUACUCGUGGUAUAGGAUUAGCCCAGCGUGAUCCCAGCCCAACGCACUCAAAAUCAUCGGUAAGCAUUGCUCAAGAUAACAACCCACCAAGAUCAAUGUUCCCUCCUCCACCUUCUACUGCAUCAGGUGUGGGGGAGCGCGGGCGACAUAAACUCUGGCGUUAAAAACUCAAGCUGCUUGCUGGUCAACGCCUUC
Serpula lacrymans var. lacrymans S7.9 is the source of this 3207-nucleotide messenger RNA. RefSeq lists its product as uncharacterized. The record is from RefSeq and is a predicted model, not a curated record. The transcript has 15 exons. The coding region runs from base 1 to 2979 and encodes 992 amino acids. NCBI's taxonomy places the organism in Eukaryota, Fungi, Basidiomycota, Agaricomycetes, Boletales, Serpulaceae. Gene Ontology annotation, molecular function: phosphatase binding.